Penicillium canariense is the source of this 345-nucleotide messenger RNA. RefSeq names its product DASH complex subunit DAD1. The transcript is spliced from 3 exons. The coding region runs from base 1 to 345 and encodes 114 amino acids. NCBI's taxonomy places the organism in Eukaryota, Fungi, Ascomycota, Eurotiomycetes, Eurotiales, Aspergillaceae. Gene Ontology annotation, cellular component: DASH complex; mitotic spindle; spindle microtubule. The record is from RefSeq and is a predicted model, not a curated record.
AUGGCUUGGCACAAUUCCACGCCGGACUCUGGCGGGCGCGCUGCAUCCCCAACUGUUUUUGAGCAACAACGCGAAGAAUUGGUGCGGGAAAUCGCGGUUGGCAUGGAACAAGUCCUCCAGAACAUCAACCGUCUGAAUCGUAACUUGGAGAGCAUCAUCACAGUGGGCAAUGAGUUCAGCUCAGUGGAGGCUCUCUGGUCCCAGUUUGAGAACUUCAUGGGCCGGCCUGAAGAAGAACUCGAGGAGGCUGGGCAGGGGAAGCGAACAGUAAGUGGGGAGAGUGAGGGGCAGGGUAAUGCAGGAACACAGCAUGAAGGCGAGGACAACCCGAUGGCCAGCCAGUAA